AGGUACACUAUCAUGUUAAUCAAUAUACUCAGUAAUUACUCAUUAAUUCAUUUUGAGGUUCCUACUUCCUGUUUAAAGUCGUUGCCGUAAUUAAUAAUAAAAAUAUUGAUAAACCUAAUAUUUGUACAUAAUUUAUUUGAUUAUGCUUUAUUAUUAUUUAAUAAUACCUAGUAUUUAAAUGUUGUUAAUAGUAGAAAGUAUAGGUAGUACUUCUACCUAUAUUUGAAUUACUUGAUAGGUAAUUAAUAUUUUAAUAUAAUAUUAUACAAUCUCUUAUAUCAUUACUUAUAGAAACCUAUAGACAUAUUAACAUAUUAUUGAAGAGUAAUUAUAUUUACCCCUAAAUCUUAAUUUAUAUAUGUUUACCUUUAUAUGUUUCUACAUUUCAUAAAAAUGCAUGGGUAAUAGGCAUAGCAACUUUAAUUUGUUGAUUUACAUAAUAUAUCAUUAACAGUUAACACAAACGUUAUUAAUAAUAAUUAAAAAUUUUAACACAAUGACCGAAUCAAACACAGAACACAUAGAUGGAAAUACUGAAGAUAAAUCAAAAAAUCUAAAACCAACUAUACAAUACACAAUAUUUUCUGAUUAUCAAAACGAAGAGUUACUAUACCCAGAUGAAAAGUUAGGAUUAUUGAAGAAAAGAUUAGAAAUCGUGAGAUCAAGGGUGGAUGAUGAUAACUUUAAAAUAAACCUUUCCCCUUUAAGGCGACCUGUGGACAAUUCACCUUUACACGAAGUGUACAAAAAUGUUAUUAAUAAAGACUCUUUUUCCAUGUUAGCCUCGAUUUUAGAUAAAGAAAACAACGUUAAUAGUAUAACAUCAACCGAAAAUCAAAUAAUCAAGUCUACGGAAAACGAUGUAAAAUCUGUUUUUGAUGAGAACGCAAAUAUUCAAAAUUCCAAAAUACCGUUAAAUAUUGAGAAAACUAAUCAAAUAAAAUCCCAAGAUAUUGAUAAAAAUGCCAUGUCUUUGAAUGUUACACAAGAUGGAAAAAAGAAAAAAAUUGCUUCAACUAAAAAUACACGAUCAUUAAAGAAGAAAACUAAUCAACGUAAUAAAAUUGUGUCUGUAGAUAAAACCAAAAAAUAAAAAUACACGAGUAAUUUUAACCAACAAA
Aphis gossypii (cotton aphid) is the source of this 1121-nucleotide messenger RNA. RefSeq lists its product as uncharacterized. NCBI's taxonomy places the organism in Eukaryota, Metazoa, Arthropoda, Insecta, Hemiptera, Aphididae. The record is from RefSeq and is a predicted model, not a curated record. The coding region runs from base 497 to 1093 and encodes 198 amino acids. The transcript has 2 exons.